AUGCGUUAUGCAAGUACUCGGGAUCUUAAUCCUAGAGCUGGGGAUGUAUCUUACUAUGGGAAAUUGAUUGAAAUCAUAGAGUUGAACUACUACGAUUCGUUUAGAGUUGUGUUGUUCAAGUGUAAAUGGGCCGAUACUCGUGAUGCUCGAGGAUAUAAGAAGGAUGAUCUUGGUCACACUUUGGUAAACGUUUCCCGUUUGAUACACACUGGAAAUGGUGAGGAGGUCGAACCUUAUGUGUUGGCUUCUCAGUCAAGGUUAGUUUAUUACGUUGAAGAUCCAAAUGAGAAAGGAUGGAGUGUUGUUGUACAUGUCCAACCAAGAGACUUGUAUGACAUGGGUGAUCCCACUAUUUCAUAA
This is a messenger RNA of Microthlaspi erraticum, 360 nucleotides long. The record is from the annotation of a GenBank genome assembly. Lineage: Eukaryota; Viridiplantae; Streptophyta; Magnoliopsida; Brassicales; Brassicaceae.